AUGGUUUCCACAGACUCAGUUAAAGCUCGCGCCGUCAAGUGGUUUCUUCUGAAUCCAUAUUGGCUGUCGUAUAGCAGAACGAUCCAUCAACAGGGACCAGACUCUGCCGGACCUGGACCUGGACCCAGCUGUGUGUCCAUGAAGAGUGACUUGUCUAUAGAUCGUCUUAUUAGCUUCAAGGAUGGACAAAAACAUGGUGAACUGAUGGACUCAUGGACAAGCCUCUCUGACUGUGUCUUUGAGACUUCACACAUAACAAACACUAGAGACUGUCCUUCAGGGACUUUUGUCUUCAACCUGUCAAACUCAUGUCAUGUGAACUUGGCUGAAGAAGAAUCAGUUGAUCAGCAGAGGACAGAGGUUCUCAGUGGUCAGUCUGUCCAGCAGCAUGGAGCAGACCUGGACUCCAUAUUUAAGCUGCUGGAGGAGAACAUCAUCUGCUUUGUGAAGAACGAGCUGAAGAAGAUCCACAAGGUUCUGGAUACAGAUCACACAGAAGUCUCAGAGAGUCAGAGGGAGGAUGAGGAGCAGAGGAGCAGCAGAGAGGCCUUUCUGAAGAUCACAGAGGACUUCUUAAGGAGGAUGAAGCAGGAGAAGCUAGCUGACAGUAAGAGGACUUUUAAUGUGAAAGGAAGAACAUCUUAUUUUCUCAAUGAUCCACUCACUGAUUUAUUUUCUUGUGUUCUGUCAGAAAUCAGAGCUCCAGCUUGUCGACGUGAACUCAAAUUAAACCUGAAGAAGAAGUUCCAGUGUUUGUUUGAGGGUGUGGCUAAAGCAGGAAACUCCACCCUUCUGAAUGAGAUCUUCACAGAGCUUUACAUCACAGAGGGAGAGACUGGAGAGGUCAAUGAAGAACAUGAGGUCAGACAGAUUGAAAAAGCUUCCUGGAAAUCAGACAGACCAGAAACAUCCAUCAGACAAGAAGACAUCUUUAAAGCCUCAGCUGGAAGAGGCGGACCAAUUAGAAGAGUGAUGACAAAGGGCGUGGCUGGCAUUGGGAAAACAGUGUUAACACAGAAGUUCACUCUGGACUGGGCUGAAGACAAAAGCAACCAGGACGCACAGUUCAUGUUUCCCUUCACCUUCAGAGAGCUGAAUGUGCUGAAAGAGAAGAAGUUCAGUUUGGUGGAACUCAUCCAUCACUUCUUCACUGAAACCAAAGAAGCAGGAAUCUGCAGGUUUGAAGACUUUAAGGUGGUCUUCAUCUUUGAUGGUCUGGAUGAGUGUCGACUUCCUCUGGACUUCCACAACAGUGAGAUCCUGACUGACGUCACAGUGUCCACCUCAGUGGACGUGCUGCUGACAAACCUCAUCAGGGGGAAACUGCUUCCCUCUGCUCGCUUCUGGAUAACCACACGACCUGCAGCAGCCAGUCAGAUCCCUCCUGACUGUGUGGACAUGGUGACAGAGGUCAGAGGGUUCACGGACCCACAGAAGGAGGACUACUUCAGGAAGAGGUUCAGAGAUAAGGAGCAGGCCAGGAGGAUCAUCUCCCACAUCCAGACAUCACGAAGCCUCCACAUCAUGUGCCACAUCCCAGUCUUCUGCUGGAUCACUGCAACAGUUCUGGAGAACAUGCUGAAAACCAGAGAUGGAGGAGAACUGCCCAAGACCCUGACUGAGAUGUACAUCCACUUCCUAGUGGUUCAGUCCAAAGUGAAGAAGGUCAAAUAUGAUGGAGGAGCUGAGACGGAUCCACACUGGAGUCCAGUGAACAAGAAGAUGUUUGAGUCUCUGGGGAAACUGGCUUUUGAGCAGCUGCAGAAAGGAAACCUGAUCUUCUAUGAAUCAGACCUGACAGAGUGUGGCAUCGAUAUCACAGCAGCUUCAGUUUACUCAGGAGUCUUCACUCAGAUCUUUAAAGAGGAGAGAGGCCUGUACCAGGACAAGGUCUUCUGCUUUGUCCAUCUGAGUGUUCAGGAGUUUCUGGCUGCUCUUCAUGUUCAUCUGACCUUCAUCACCUCUGGAACAAAUCUGUUGUCAGAAGAACCAACAACGAGCCAGCAGUCCAUACAAACAAACAAACCUGAACUGAAUCAUCUGCACCAGAGUGCUGUGGAAGAGGCCUUACUGAGUCCAAAUGGACACCUGGACUUGUCCCUCCGCUUCCUCCUGGGUCUUUCACUGGAGACCAAUCAGAAGCUCUUAAGAGGUCUACUGACACAAACAGGAAGUGGUUCACAGACCAAUCAGGAAACAGUUGAGUACAUCAAGAAGAAGAUCAGUGAGAAUCUGUCAGCAGAGAGAAGCAUCAACCUGUUCCACUGUCUGAAUGAACUGAACCAUCGUUCUCUUGUGGGGGAGAUCCAAUGGUUCCUGAGAUCAGGACGCUUGUCCACAGAGACACUGUCUCCUGCUCAGUGGUCAGCUCUGGUCUUCAUCUUACUGUCAUCAGGAAAAGAUCUGGAAGAGUUUGACCUGAAGAAAUACUCUGCUUCAGAGGAGGCUCUUCUGAAGCUGCUGCCGGUGGUCAAAGUCUCCACCAAAGCUCUACUGAGUGGCUGUAAACUCUCAGAGAGAAGUUGUGAAGCUCUGUCCUCAGUCCUCAGCUCUGUGUCCUCUAGUCUGAGACACGUGGACCUGAGUAACAAUGACCUGCAGGAUUCAGGAGUGAAGCUGCUGUGUGAUGGACUGAAGAGUCCUCACUGUUCUCUGGAGACUCUCAGGCCAAAAUCAGCGGAUAAGUAUACUGGUGCAUGGUCACUUAGAUCUAUUGUCCCGAUUCCACAAGUAUGUAUUUUAUCUUUAUCCUUCCCAAAUGUUAUGAAAUAAUCUAUUCUUGUAUAGAGAGAGUGAGGAGCAGAGUAGUAAGUGUAAUCCCUUCUGUUAGGGAAAAAAUCUCGCCAUAUAUCAAUCAAGCCCACCUCCUCAAAUAGUGUGUUUACUUUCUUAUAGAAGGACUUCCUAUCCUGGGUUUUUCCACAAGAUGAGUCCAACUUUGGCUGCAGAUGUAUAUUUAGAUCCCCUCCACAGAUCAAGAGGCCUUCUGUUUCACUUACCAUGAUAUUGGUUAUUUUUUGGAAGAAACUAAUGUCACUCCCUGGGGGUGCAUAGACAUUCACUAAGGUAAUUGGAUUCCCAUCUAUCUUACCCCUUACUUAAAAUAAACGUGCCCUCUUUAUCACCCAUUUGGAAUACUUUUUCAAAAUGUAGCUUGUUUGAAAUGAGAAUAGCAACUCCUCUUCUCUGCCCUGAUUUGUAUGAAGAAAAAAACAGAUUUGUAAAAGCCCCUUUUCUUUAGCUUUAUAUGCUCCUUGUCUGUCAAAUGGGUCUCUUGUAAAUAAACCACAUGGGCUUGUUCUGUUCUCACUUUAGAUAGGAUUUUACUACGUUUAACUGGAUUCAACAGCCCAUUGACAUUA
Messenger RNA from Solea senegalensis (Senegalese sole), 3362 nucleotides. Its product is annotated as NLR family CARD domain-containing protein 3-like. The record is from RefSeq and is a predicted model, not a curated record. The transcript is spliced from 7 exons. Lineage: Eukaryota; Metazoa; Chordata; Actinopteri; Pleuronectiformes; Soleidae. Bases 1 to 2772 code for a protein of 923 amino acids.